This is a messenger RNA of Zophobas morio, 1275 nucleotides long. Its product is annotated as splicing factor, proline- and glutamine-rich-like. The coding region runs from base 100 to 1002 and encodes 300 amino acids. The record is from RefSeq and is a predicted model, not a curated record. The transcript is spliced from 3 exons. Lineage: Eukaryota; Metazoa; Arthropoda; Insecta; Coleoptera; Tenebrionidae.
GUUCAAACUUUAUAUUACACCGAUUGUAGUUAAAAGUGAAGGGGUAUAUAAGCCUUCUUCCAAUUUGCUGUUGAACUAUUCGACGUGUUAGCAAGUGCAAUGAGAACGCAACUAAUAACAAUUUUGGCUCUCAUCGGGCUACAACCAGCAUAUAAUGCCAAACUCAAGAAAUCGAAGCGGGGUUCUCUUCUAGGAGAUUAUUCUCUCACAGAUUCGCCACCAUCAUUCACUUACUCUGACGACCUAAAUAUUGCUCCAACCGGAUGGAAAGUGACAACAGGGGACUUCAAUCUCAACGUAGACUUACCGCCACCACGCCACCUGCCACCCCCUGCCAUAUCUCAAACAAUCAUACCUCGUCCAGUAGCUUCUUACGGAAUAGUCUCCAACUCUUUAGAUAAACCCGUCAUGGAAGGCCAAGAGUAUAUUCCUUCACCAGGCAUAGGUACAGCGAUCCUUCCUCAGAUGCCCCAACCAGCCAUACCUGUAAACGCUGUAGCCUCCAACAUCCCAGCAUCCAGAGGCGCGGUAUUUCUGGGAUCAGGCUCGAUCGGAGUAGUUAGUCUAGGCAAUGGAGCGUAUGCUUUAGGUUCUGGGUCUCUUGGAUAUUCAGAAAAUCGUAGUCGUCCCAGACCAACAGCCAACGUACCAGUGUACCCUCCUAUUCGUGCAACCCCAGAUUUACUCCCAGCAGCAGUUCCUACUCCCCUGCCCCCACAACCUGCACCUCCAAUUGGGGGAUUUUAUCCUGGUAGCAUAGAUUUCGGAGGUCCGUUCCUUGUUCCUCAAAAGCCACAAUUAGACCAAAAUGGUUAUGAAUAUUUACCACCUAAUAGGGUUGGUUUUGGACAACCUAAUCCACCUAGGCCACCAAGGACCAGGCAACAAUUUGCCACGCCUACUACUUUGCAGAUUCCACAGGUGCCACAGAUUCCCAAUAACAUUCAAUUUUCUCUGCCGGUAGGACAUCCCUCUUUGCAAGGGAUUCCCAUACUAGCUUAGAGCUAGAGGUAAUAAUUUAUUCGUUAAUAUAUUUAAGUAUUAUGCGCUGUUGGGAUAUAGUUGUGAAUUAUCAAUAAAAAAAGACUCUUGUACAGAAAUGUGAGCUCCAAAGUGAUAAACCAAAUAGGUUGACUUUUCACUAUUGUAUUAAUCAAUAUUUUAAGUUACCCAACUAGAAUAGUUAUUGUUGUAAAUUUAUUUAUUUUUUCGAAAAUUAGGUGUACAGUUACUAUAAACUUACUAUAAAAAGUGUCUUACGUUUUACUAUAUCAA